CAAUUUUAAAUUCAAAACAUAAAAAGGUCUAAUUACUUAUUGUGUUCUGAACUAAAAGCAAUUAUACUUAAAUUUAUUUAUGUAAAAAGAAAUAAAAUUGGCGAAACGUAUACACAUAAAACUUCGAUAUUUAAUUUUAAAAAUGGUUGGCGUAACAAUAGGUAAUAAUGAAUCGAAUAUGAGCUGUGAUCCAAUAAUGAAAUAUUUAUAUAAAAUAAGAGAAGAACAUGCUAGACAGCAAGAAAAGGAUUAUUCUCAUGUAUUUAGAAAAAAAUCACGUUUUGAUUUGAUUCGAUUGUCUUGUAUUAUUGUUGGUAUAGAAUUUGCUUAUGCAGCUGAAACAGCUUUUGUAUCGCCUAUACUUUUACAAAUAGGGAUAGAUCAUAAACAUAUGACAAUGGUUUGGGGACUAUCACCACUUUUAGGUUUUUUUGUCGCUCCAUUUUUAGGAUCAAUAAGUGAUCGCUGUAGGUUAGCGUUUGGGCGAAGACGUCCUCUGAUAUUAAUUUUAUCAGUUGGAAUUUUAUGUGGACUUUUAUUAGUCCCACAUGGUAAGGAAUUGGGACAAGUUCUUGGAGAUGUUGGAAUAAACUACUUUUCAAAUGAAACCGAAAGUCAUGUUAAUACAAAUUUAUCACAAUUCGGAAUAGCUGAGGCUUUAACAGCUCCACAGCUAAUAGAUGAUUCAUCAUCAAAUUAUAAAUUUGCUGUGAUUUUAACAAUUUUGGGAACAAUUCUACUAGAUUUUAAUGCUGAUACUUGCCAAACUCCAUCUAGAGCAUAUUUGUUAGAUGUUUGUAUACCAGAUGAUCAUGCUACUGCUUUGAGUAUAUUUUCAACAAUGGCUGGAAUUGGUGGAUCAUUAGGUUAUGCAAUGUGUGGCAUUGAUUGGGAAUCGACAUCAUUUGGAGAUUUUUUUGGAGGAAAUAUUAAGACAGUGUUUACAAUAGUAACUCUAUUAUUUAUGAUGUGUUUUGUUAUAACUGUAACAAGUUUUCGGGAAAUUCCAUUGCCCUUAAUUGAAAAAGACUCCUUAUUGAAACCAGUUUCAAUUGAAGCAAUCAAAAAGGAAUCUGAAAAAGGGAAAAAUGAUAUGAUCUUUUAUAUUAAAGAGCAGACUAUGGCAAUGGAAUUGCAAAAUUUAAAUUGCACAUUAAAUGGUCACCCUACCGAAAUUUCAUUUGGUAGAUAUAAAAAAGUUAACACUGAUGAGGAGAAUGCUGAUAUAAAUGGAAAUAUGGAGAACAAAGACUUUGGUGGUUUCGAUAAUGUUGAAAAAAAUAUUGACAAUGAUGACGAAGAAAAUGAAAACGAAGAAAAAGUUUCGUUAGCAAAAUAUUUGAAAAGUAUUGUAAUUAUGCCAAAAUCAAUGAGAAUUUUGUGCUUAACAAAUUUAUUAACAUGGAUGUCACAUCUUUGCUAUUGUCUAUAUUUCACCGAUUUUGUUGGUGAAGCUGUUUUCGGAGGAAAACCUUCAGAGGAUUUGCAGUCUGAAUCAAACUUAGUUUAUGAGGAAGGUGUUAGAUUUGGUUGUUGGGGCUUAGCAAUUUAUGCUAUUUCUUGUUCAAUAUACUCAAUGUGCACAGAAACGUUUAUUCGUAUAUUUAGUUUAAAAAAAUUUUAUAUUGGUGGAAUGAUAACAUACACUGUUGGUAUGCUAAUUUUAGCUAUUUGGCCGUCUAAACCUGGAGUUUUAGUUUUGAGUACAACAGCUGGUAUAGUUUAUUCUACAUUAUUUACAGUUCCUUAUAUAUUGGUAGCAAAAUAUCAUGCAAGUGGCUGUUUUCAAGUAAAAAGGGGUGAAAAUAUUCAAAUAAAACAAACACGUGGCUUAGGCACAGAUGUGGCAAUAGUAUCAAGUAUGUUAUUUGUCGCACAAUUAACAAUUUCUCUCAGUAUUGGUACUUUAGUUUCUUGGUUGGAUACGACAGCAGGGGUAUUAUAUGCGGCUAGCACAUUUAGUUUGUUAUCAGCUAUAUCAGCUCAUUUUGUUUUAUAUUUAGAUUAAAAUAAAUGUUUAGAUGUCGCGAAUUAAAUUUUAAUAUUUUGUUAUUAUAAUAUUACUGCAAUGCAUUUUUUUAUAAUGAAUAAACUCCAAUUAGUUUAAUAAAAUAAUGUUA
Molecule: messenger RNA, 2120 nt
Organism: Condylostylus longicornis
Lineage: Eukaryota; Metazoa; Arthropoda; Insecta; Diptera; Dolichopodidae
Product: proton-associated sugar transporter A-like
Exons: 7
Coding region: 143-2008 (621 amino acids)
Cellular component (GO): membrane
Molecular function (GO): sucrose:proton symporter activity
Source: RefSeq, a predicted model, not a curated record